AUGUCUAUUGCUACCACAGCAACAUCAACAAAUACAAAUACAACUGUUGUUGACCACCCGCUCGCCGAAAAUGUAAGACCACUUUCGCCCACGCGAAGUCUUUUGGUUAGUUAUAUUAUUGAUUUGUACUCGUGUAAACCAACCAAAAAAAAAUUUAGUUUCUAUACUGAGGACGCAUUAUUUGAGGAUCCAUUCAUGAUUGCACCUGGACUAGCAAACAUCAAAGCCCAAUUUUACGGAAUAACCAAAAUAUUCUCAGAAUCCACCCCUAAGAAUUACAAAAUUGUGAAAAAUGAUGAAAACAUAAUUGAAAUCGAUCUCACUCAACGAUACCUUGUUGCAUUAAUCAAAAAGGAAAUUAUACAUAAUAGUUUUAUCCGAUUGGAAUUGGAUGCCGAUGAAAAGAUCGUAAAACAUACGGAUUUAUGGGACGAGAAACCUUUGUAUCACGAGGGAACCAUUGGUGGAAUUUCUUCGUUCUUUCGUAGAACAAAUGCUAAAAUUGUAUCAAAGUUGGUGCGUAUUCCGGAAACUACAAUUGAAAUAAACUAA
Molecule: messenger RNA, 552 nt
Organism: Ambispora leptoticha
Lineage: Eukaryota; Fungi; Glomeromycota; Glomeromycetes; Archaeosporales; Ambisporaceae
Source: the annotation of a GenBank genome assembly